Molecule: messenger RNA, 855 nt
Organism: Drosophila busckii
Lineage: Eukaryota; Metazoa; Arthropoda; Insecta; Diptera; Drosophilidae
Exons: 1
Coding region: 262-792 (176 amino acids)
Source: RefSeq, a predicted model, not a curated record
AAUUACGCAAGCAAUUAACGAAAUUUUCCUGCGCCAAAACUUCAAAUCCAAAAAUCUGUAUUGGUUUUACAGCAAUUAUGGCGCUGCUGGCUUUUAAUAUUCAUUUCAUAGAACUUUAAUGAAUAAAUGCACACAACUAACAAUAGAGUAGUAGUCCAUAUAUAAACAAACAUUGAACAUAAUAGUAGCUUAGAAUACAAUUAUAUACUUGCUAAAAAAAACAAGUUACACUUUCAACACAUUAUCUGAAGUAUUCAAGAGAUGCCAUUGCACAGCUUGGCGACCACCAGCAAAUCCUGCAUAAGGUCAAAGCAAAAUAGUGCGAAGAAGAAGGUAACAUAUAAACAACUAGCCUGCACAUGCUGUGUGCCCAGUGCCGACAAGGAGUAUGGAUUCCUGAAAGCGAGGGCGGAUGUUACGCCGUUUCCGGGUUUUGCGAAAAGUACAAAAAUACGCACAAUCGCCGAAAGAUUGAAGAGUGCCUCAUCGCGAGAAUUGCAGGCGUCUGAGAGCAAAUCGACAAGCUCAAGAACCAGCCAACUGUGUCACUCAUAUACAACCAACACAUCAAGCAUACAACGUCAUUCGAGUUCAGCACAGUUAACGUUUGAGAUGAAACGUAAGCUGUUCAAUGAGGGAGAGUUUACCUUAACGCGCGGCAAGAAGCUUAGUGAGCUGCAACAAUUGGAAUAUGAGCCUUUGCGGCUUUCAAGCGCAAAACAGGCGUCUUACUUUGAUUUGCUGCGUAUGAAUGAAUUCAUUCGCGCAUCGAAUCUUAGUUAUAACCCGUAGUUAUGUUGUGCACUAAUAAAAAGCACUAUUUGUGCUUUACAUCAGCAGACUGUGAUAAUCGUU